This is a messenger RNA of Suillus subaureus, 462 nucleotides long. RefSeq lists its product as uncharacterized. The transcript is spliced from 3 exons. The annotation marks the transcript as partial. The record is from RefSeq and is a predicted model, not a curated record. Lineage: Eukaryota; Fungi; Basidiomycota; Agaricomycetes; Boletales; Suillaceae.
UUACAGCCUAGUGGAUCAAUUUUCACCGCAUUUGCACGCAAAGAUAAAGAACCAGUCAGUUACUCACAUUGCAGCCAUACCAAUCCACAAGUUUGUGCUCGACUUGUUCAAUGGCUCACGGAAUCUAACCGGCCUCUGAAUAUCAUCAAUGAUCGUGCUCUUCAAGACCUUCUCACUGCUGGUCGCCCAUCAAUUCAACUCCCCUCACGUUUUACCAUAUCACGGGACAUCAAGGCUUCAUUUGAAAAAUGUAGUGACCAAAUUGGAAAACUACUUCGAGAAUAUCCUGGUCGCCUUCACUUUGCCACUGAUGCGUGGACUUUGCCCAAUCAUAGAGCAUUCGUGGCCUGGACAGUGCACCUGGAAUUCAAUGGCGAAAUGCUCUGUUUCCUCCUGGAUAUCGUGGAGCUUGCAGAGGUUUGUGAUAUUUACCUCGCAGUACCUUCAAUGAGAGUGUUCUGA